UUUCUUGCUCUUGCAGCCAUUGAGACAACCCUGUGGUCCAUCGAGUGGGGCCUUGCCGAGCUGGUGAACCACCAGGAUGUCCAGCGUAAGGUCCGGGCCGAGCUUGACUCAGUUCUCGGGCCGGGCGUCCAGAUCACCGAGCCAGACAUCCCGCGCCUCCCCUACCUCCAAGCGGUGGUCAAGGAAACCCUCCGCCUUCGAAUGGCCAUCCCGCUUCUCGUCCCCCACAUGAACCUCCACGACGCCAAGCUCGGCGGCUUCGACAUUCCAGCCGAGAGCAAGAUCCUCGUCAACGCCUGGUGGCUCGCCAACAACCCGGCCCACUGGAAAAACCCGGACCAGUUCCGGCCCGAACGGUUCCUCGAAGAAGAGGCCAAGGUCGAAGCUAACGGCAACGAUUUCCGUUACAUUCCUUUUGGCGUCGGCCGCCGGAGUUGCCCCGGCAUUAUUCUCGCUCUCCCCAUUCUCGGAAUCACACUCGGCCGUCUGGUUCAGAACUUCGAGCUUUUGCCACCGCCGGGUAUGGAGAUGCUUGAUACUACCGAGAAGGGAGGGCAGUUCAGUCUUCAUAUACUUAAGCAUUCGACCGUUGUCGCCAAGCCAAGGAGCUUUUGAUGGUUUGUUCAAACUGCUGUACUUACUUUUGUGGAUUUGUUCGAUUUGUCUUUGGAUCGGGAGGAGGAGGAGGAGGAGGAGGAAGAAGGUGGGGAUGAGAAUAAAUUAGAUUGCAGUGUAAUAUAUCAAAAUGUUAAGCGCAAUUAUAAAAUAUUUUUAAGAAUGUGUUGGUGGAU
Dendrobium catenatum is the source of this 791-nucleotide messenger RNA. Its product is annotated as trans-cinnamate 4-monooxygenase-like. Gene Ontology annotation, biological process: lignin metabolic process. Gene Ontology annotation, molecular function: iron ion binding; heme binding; trans-cinnamate 4-monooxygenase activity. The annotation marks the transcript as partial. Lineage: Eukaryota; Viridiplantae; Streptophyta; Magnoliopsida; Asparagales; Orchidaceae. The record is from RefSeq and is a predicted model, not a curated record. The transcript has a single exon.